Messenger RNA from Falco peregrinus (peregrine falcon), 1693 nucleotides. RefSeq names its product kelch domain containing 8B (gene KLHDC8B). Gene Ontology annotation, molecular function: protein binding. The record is from RefSeq and is a predicted model, not a curated record. The coding region runs from base 172 to 1245 and encodes 357 amino acids. The transcript is spliced from 6 exons. Lineage: Eukaryota; Metazoa; Chordata; Aves; Falconiformes; Falconidae.
CCACCGGCAGCGGGCGGGCCCGGCGCGGGGCGGCGGCGCGGAGCGGCGGGGAGAGCGGAGCGGCGGCCGGAGAGGAGGUGGUGGGCAGAACCAGGCCAGCGCAGAGCCGGGCCGGAUGGGUGUCAUAGCAGAGCCAGGGCCCGGGGACCCCCGGGGUGGCUGAGCCGGCCCAUGGCGGCAGGCGUGGGCGCCUUCACAUGGGCCACCUUCCCCGCCAUGCCCACACGGCGCGUGUACUGCAGCACCACGCACCGCGACGGGCAGCUCUUUGUGCUGGGCGGCUGCGGGGCUGGUGGGCGAGCCCUGGGCACCGCUGAGGUGCUCGACCUCCCAGCCCAGCACUGGACCACGCUCCCACCGCUGCCCACGCCACGGGCCGGUGCCGCUGCCCUCGCCCUGGGAAAGCAGAUCUUUGUGGUGGGUGGCGUGGACGUGGCACAGAGCCCCCUUGCCUCCGUUGAGGUCUACCACGUGGAUGAGGGCAAGUGGGAGAAGAAGGCAGCGUUGGCUCAGCCCUCCAUGGGCAUCUCGGCCGUGCAGAGAGACGGGGCUGUCUAUGCGCUGGGGGGAAUGGGUGUGGACACCUCUCCCCAGGCACUGGUCCGUGUCUACGAGCCAGCAAAGGACUACUGGCAGCCCCUGCCCUCCAUGCCCACCCCCUGCUAUGGGGCCUCUGCCUUCCUGCAGGGCAACAAGAUCUUCGUCCUGGGGGGCCGGCAGGGCAAGCUGCCUGUCACCGCCUUCGAGGCCUUUGACCUGGAGACGAGGAGCUGGACACGCUACCCCAGCGUGCCCAGCCGCCGCGCCUUCGCUGCCUGCGCCAUGGCCGACGGCGUCGUUUUCAGCCUUGGGGGGCUGCAGCAGCCAGGGCCUCACAACUUCUAUUCCCGUCCCCACUUCGUCAACACCGUGGAGAUGUUUGAUCCUGCACAGGGUGCAUGGAGCAAGCCAAGCCGCGCCAUCCGCAUGAGGGAGAAGAGAGCCGACUUCGUGGCUGGCUGCUUGGGAGGAAGAGUGGUGGCUGUGGGUGGCCUUGGUAAUGCCAGGGGGAACCAGUCCUGCCCACUGGACUCGGUGGAAGGGUUCAGCCUCUCACAGAAGAAGUGGGAGCCACUGCCCCCCAUGCCCACCGGCCGCUGCUCCUGCUCCAGCUGCCCGGCACCCAGCCUGCUCUUCAUUGUUGGUGGGGUGGCCCAGGGUCCCAGCGGUGCUGUUGAGGCACUGUGCCUGCGCGAGGCACCCUGACCAGGGCCCCAGGGACCAGCCCCAGCUGAGCACCAAGUGCCUGAAGAUGGGGACGGGGUGUGUAAGCAUCUGUGCGUGUGGGUGACCCAGCUCUGGGGAGCUGCUGUCCCAUGACGCCAAGCGCCGGAGCAGCCACGGUUUCUUGCCAUGCUUCGGAAACCCCUCUUGGCUCCUGCGGCGCUGUGGCAGUGGAGCCCCGGGCAAAAUCCUGCCUGGUGGGAGGGCUGUGGCCAGCAGCAUGGAGGGAGCAGCGGUGGCAGGACCGUCGCUGGCUGCACUGCCCCAUCCGGCCCCAUCCGUGCCACGGCAUGUCCGUGCCGUGUGUGUAGCAGUGAGUGCUGUGUCGUCGUAGACCCAGUCAAUGUCUGAUGUAGCACAGAGGUGCCCUGUAGCUCAGUGCCUAGGAGGUGACAUAGCACCUCAAAUAAAUGAAACACGUGGAAUUUUA